Messenger RNA from Hansenula ciferrii, 2697 nucleotides. RefSeq lists its product as uncharacterized. Gene Ontology annotation, molecular function: phosphate transmembrane transporter activity. The coding region runs from base 1 to 2697 and encodes 898 amino acids. Gene Ontology annotation, cellular component: membrane. Gene Ontology annotation, biological process: polyphosphate metabolic process; phosphate ion transport; monoatomic anion transmembrane transport. The transcript has a single exon. The record is from RefSeq and is a predicted model, not a curated record. NCBI's taxonomy places the organism in Eukaryota, Fungi, Ascomycota, Saccharomycetes, Phaffomycetales, Wickerhamomycetaceae.
AUGAAAUUUUCACUCUCUUUGAAAUAUAAUUCUGUUCCUGAAUGGCAGGACAAAUAUAUCAACUAUUCAAAUUUGAAGAAAUUGGUAUAUGGUUUACAAGCUCAACAAUUAAACAACAGUGAUGGUUCAAAUAAAAAUUCGGGUACCACUGGAUCAAGUGAUCAAUUAGAUGAAUCACCUACAAAUGUUGAAGGAUCUACAUCAACUUCAAAUGGUAAAUUAGAUUCAAGUAAGAAAUUUUUCAAAAAUGCAUUUAAUUUUAAUAAUAAUAAAUCUGAAAAAAAAAGAAGAGAUUCUUUUAGUUCUGAUACUUUUGAAUUAGAUGAUUUAGAAAGUUCAAUUGGUACUUCAAUUAAAGAUGUUAAAAAUUUUGAUCCUGUUAAAAUUUUCUUGGAUAAAUUACAAAUUGAAUUAUUAAAAAUUGAUGAUUUUUAUAAAUUAAAAGAAGCUGAAUUCAAUAAAGAAUAUCAUAAUUUAAUUAAUGAUUUAGAACAUAAUAAAAUCCAUAUCUCUACAAAUCAUAAUAAUCAUACUUUUAGUGAUGAUAGAUCAAUACUAUCUCAUAAAUCAUCAAUAAAUCAAGCUGUUAUUAAUGCUGCUAAUUCUUUUAAUCUUGAAAUUGAUCAAGAUUCAAAAGAUCCAAAACAUCAAGUUGAAACAAGUUCCAAAUCUAUAACUAAAGCUCCAUUAGAUGAUGAUGAUGAAGAUGAAGAUGAAGGUUCUGGUUCAGAAAAUAGUGCAUUAUUAAGUGAUGAAGAUUUUAAUUUAAAAUCACAAAAAUCAAUCACUUUAAAGAAAAGAACAACACAAUUAUAUAUUGAUUUAACUCAAUUAAAAUCAUUUGUUGAAUUAAAUAAAAUGGGGUUCAACAAGAUUACCAAAAAAUUUGAUAAAUCUUUAAAUACAAAUUUAAAACCAUCAAUGUUUGAUACUAAUGAAUUUUUCACAAAUACUUAUACAUUCACUUAUAAUACAUUACAAAAUUUAGAUAAUAAGAUCAAUACAUUAAUCGAAGUUUAUGCUUCAUUAACUCAUAGAUUAAAUAACAUUGAAGCUGUUAAACAAGAAUUAAAAUCUUAUCUAAGAGAACAUAUUGUUUGGGAAAGAAAUACAGUAUGGAAAGAUAUGAUUGGUAUUGAAUCCAAAACUAAUGGUCUAAAGGGAACAGCAACUGAUGCAACAACAACAGGUAAUGAUGAAUUAUAUAAAUUAGAUUAUUAUUCAUGGCCAUUACCAUGCGGUCCUAUAAAUUUAAAAUUUACUACAUGGGAAAAUUUUAAAAUACCAAAAUUUUUAAAUACUUCAAGAACUUAUAAAUUAGCAAUUAUUAUCGCAGUUACUGGUGUGUUAUUAGGUGUUAAGACUUUUAAUGAUGGUGCUCAACAUCGUUGUAUGGCUUUAUUAGCUUGUGUUGCGUUAUUAUGGGCUACUGAAGCUAUUCCAUUAUUCGUUACUGCUAUCUUGUGUCCAUUAUUAUGUGUCUUAUUUAGAGUUAUUAAAGAUGAAGAUACUAAAGAAAUUAUGCAUGCUGCUACAGCUUCUAAAUAUAUUUUAAGUCAAAUGUGGUCUUCUACAAUUAUGGUGCUAUUAGGUGGGUUUACAUUAGCUGCUGCUUUAUCAAAAUAUAAUAUUGCAAAAGUUUUAGCUUCUUAUAUAUUGGCAUUUUCAGGUACAAAACCAAGAAACAUCUUGUUAUCCAUAAUGGGUGUUGCAUUAUUUUUAUCAAUGUGGAUUUCUAAUGUUGCUACACCAGUUUUAUGUUAUUCUUUAAUUCAAGGUGUCUUGAGAACAUUACCUGUUGAUAACCCUUUUGCAAAAGCUUUAAUCUUGGGUGUUGCUUUAGCUUCAAAUAUUGCAGGGAUGGCAUCACCAAUUUCUUCACCACAAAAUAUUGUUGCAAUGACUUAUUUAUCAAGUUAUGGUAUUGGUUGGGGUCAAUGGUUAGGUGUUGCAUUACCAGUUUCUAUAAUUUCAAUGAUUUUAACUUGGGUUUUAUUAAUUUUUACAUUUGAUAUUUCUAAAACAAAAGUUAUGAAAUAUAAACCAAUUAAAGAACAAUUCACUAUAAAACAAUGGUUUAUUAUCUUAGUUACAAUUGGUACUAUCUUGUUAUGGUGUGUUUUAACUAAAUUAGAAUCAACUUUCGGGGAAUCUGGUGAAGUUGCCAUUAUUCCAAUUGUUUUAUUCUUUGGUACAGGUUUAUUAUCAACUGCUGAUAUUAAUAAUUUCCCAUGGAGUAUUGUUAUCUUAGCUAUGGGUUCAUUAGCUUUAGGUAAAGCAGUUUCAUCAUCAGGUUUAUUAGCAACAAUUGCUACUGCAUUACAAAAAAAAGUUAUGAAUUUUGAUUUAUAUGUUAUCUUGAUAAUUUUUGGUAUUUUAAUUUUAGUAAUUGCAACAUUUGUUUCUCAUACAGUUUCUGCAAUUAUUAUUAUUCCAUUAGUUCAACAAAUUGGUGAUCAAUUACCUGGUGAUAAUGCAGCUGUUGUUUUAAUCUUUGGUAUUGCAUUAUUAGCAUCAAGUGGUAUGGGUCUUGCAUCAUCAGGGUUCCCUAAUGUUACUGCUAUUUCUAUGACUGAUGAAUUGGGUAAUAGAUAUUUAAAUGUGAAUACUUUUAUUACAAGAGGUGUUCCAGCAAGUUUGAUUGCUUAUUUAUGUGUUAUUACUAUUGGGUAUGGUAUUAUGAAAUCAAUUGCCUAG